AUGUUGCACGACGCCUGUCUGAGUAUCUGGCACGCGACUAAAUGGACCGCGCGGACGAUCAAGAAUGCACCGCUAUGGAAACACUUCCGGUGGUCGAAGAAGCAGUUCUACGCCUUUCUCCUCUUACUCAGCUGGGUCAUCCUGCCCAUAUUUGCAGCGGGCACGGUGACACCGAUAAGAUACAUUUUCGCAGACAAGACUUUGUCAUGCGGAAACACCAUCGGCGGAGACCCUCAGAAUGCAACGGUGACGGGAAUAGAGAAACUAUUUACGCUGGACGCUACGUGGGGCCAAUUCACCUUCUCACAGGCCAAGACGAUAGACAUUCUCUGGGACUUGCUUAUCGGGAAAGGCGCGCAGGCAUUGGCGUGGUGGGCCACGUACAAUGUCUUCUGCGACGCGCUACUACGCGCGAUCGAGCGACAUCCGGCGAGCUUCAGCAUUUUCCAGAGGAUGGCUAUGGAAGGGCCCGGGUUGCACUGUCUAUGGGCGUUGACGAAAGAGCUAUGGACUGCGAAGAGUAUACGGACGCGAGUUUUGUUCUUCUACAUGUUUUGGUCGACGGGUUACGUGCUUCUUGUACCCAUUGUCCUCGGCGCCAUGACAGGUUACGACAGCACGUCUAUCGCGUGGCUCGAUAUCGACGGGUCCAACAACAUCAUUCCCGCUUCCCAAUUAUCAAGUGCGUGGGUUAUCCUGGGCACCAAGAACGAGACGUGGAAGCAACCAGGCUGUGCGGACUACGAAUUGCAGAGUGAUUAUGGCUACAUUACGGAUAAGAGACGGCAAAGUUGUGACUGCAAAUUCGCCAACGGCACCACUGUAACCGCCGCCGAACAAAGAGACCUCUGGCAACACACCUCGUUUAAUCAAUACGACGAUCUUUUGUUCAAUUGCACCUUCGACUUCCCCAACAACACACAGACCUGGACGGAACAAAAGGUCUACAAUCAAGAUUCCAUCACUCAUCUCUGCAACACCAGCGUCUCCGUCCCUGUGGGUGGCAAAACGUACAACGCCGACGACCUAGUCGGAGACUACGGGUACUGCUACAAUGGAAUUGGGUAUCAGUACUACUCGCUCAUAGGGAGAAGCCGUUGCCUCCCCGACACCGCCAACCCGACCUAUCAAUGGGGUUUCUCGACACUCAUGGCUGGUUUGUUCAUUUCAAUUCCACGUUAG
Alternaria hordeiaustralica is the source of this 1182-nucleotide messenger RNA. RefSeq lists its product as uncharacterized. The coding region runs from base 1 to 1182 and encodes 393 amino acids. The transcript has 3 exons. The record is from RefSeq and is a predicted model, not a curated record. Lineage: Eukaryota; Fungi; Ascomycota; Dothideomycetes; Pleosporales; Pleosporaceae.